Messenger RNA from Teleopsis dalmanni, 4765 nucleotides. RefSeq names its product protein SMG5 (gene Smg5). The record is from RefSeq and is a predicted model, not a curated record. NCBI's taxonomy places the organism in Eukaryota, Metazoa, Arthropoda, Insecta, Diptera, Diopsidae. Gene Ontology annotation, cellular component: telomerase holoenzyme complex. Gene Ontology annotation, biological process: nuclear-transcribed mRNA catabolic process, nonsense-mediated decay. Gene Ontology annotation, molecular function: protein binding; telomerase RNA binding; telomeric repeat DNA binding.
UUUUUUUCUUUCAAAGUUGUCCAAUCACAGUGGAUUAUUUACUCUAUUUAAAAAAAAUUUUUUCUAAUAAACCAGCAUAUUUUUUUUAUAAAUUUUAUUUGUUUUGUGUUCAAGUGAAGAUUCUUUAGAGGAAUAACAAAAAUCAAGACCAUUUAGUUCUAAACUUGCAACAUCGACAACUAAAAUCCCAGCAGCUUGAUUUCGAUUAUUGAUUAUUCAGCACUUCAAGCAAAAUGGAUUUUAUAUGCAGUUCGGGAAGUUCUAAUAACUCCAAUGGGUACAGUGAACAAAUAACCAGUAACAAGGUUGAAAAUGAGAAGACAGCCGCGAAGGGCAUUACAUCGGAAAUCAAAGCAAUAUAUCGAUCUCUGUAUAUUGUGGCAAAGCAGUUGGAUGAUGGAAAGAAGAAUCUCUCGUCUAUAGCACAACUUUUCGCUCCUGCUAUACAGCAGUUACGUGUGAAAUUAGUAAAUCUAUGCAAGGAUCUUGUUUUUAAAGAUCAUCAAGUCAUCGGAAAGAAGGCUCGUGAGAUUAUGUGGCGUAAAGGUUACUAUGAGUUUAUUGCGUAUGCUAAACGGAAUUGGCAUAGAGAAUAUAAAGAUGCCUCACCUAGUGAAAUACAGGAAGCGUAUAAAAAAUUGGAGUGCUUCUUGCUCGGUGGUAUAAGGAAUUAUAAACGCGUUUCAGCUAAAAUGGAAGAGGUUUACGAUUUGGACUUGAAAAAUUUAAUUGACUUCAAAGCUAUCAGUGACAGCAUAAAUUAUGAAAUUUCUGAUAACAAUUUAAAUGAUUGCUAUGAUACUGAUAUGAUUGAUAUGACUAAUAUCGUUGCGGAUAAAAGUUUGGAAGCAAUAUCCUUUGCUUUAGACACAAUACACUCGUCAUUGCUAAGUUUGGGUGACUUGCAUCGCUACUUUUUGGAUUUCCAUAUUGAAAAUCGAAUUCAUAUGCCCAAGCAACAAGCAGCUAAAUAUUAUUUUGAAGCAUUUAAACUUAACUCAUCAGUGGGUAUGGCACAAAACCAAUUAGGAACCUUAUAUUAUGGUCAAAACUAUGAUUUGGAUUCUAUUUAUCAUUACUUGUAUUCACUCGUAUGCAUAAUGCCAUUUGAAUUAAGUGAAAACAAUGUUUGUAAGCUAUUCUCGGCUCAUUCUGCUUAUUUGGGUGGAUUGGAUCCAGAGAAAAUCGAAUUUUGCCUAGAAGAUUUUUAUGCUCGUUUUUAUUUAGUAGUUGAUAUUUUUUUCUUUGACAAAGAAGUACCAGAUUUUAAUUCACUCUGUCACUGUGUAUUAGUAGAUUUACGUAAAGUGCUUUGCUCAAAAGCCUUCAACAUCACUGACAUGAGUAUUUUUAAAAUCGUUUCAAUACUUUUCUUCUGUUUGUCAAAGCUAAAAAUGAUCAAUUCUCAAAAGGUUUACUCAUUGAACGCGUUUCUCGUGGCUGUAUGCUCUGAUUUAAUAGAUGCCUGCAUUGUGAAUUUGGAGCAGACAAUUUUGACGAAAUCUUCAGAAAUUGAGGACUUUCAAACAAUGUACAUGAAAAAGUUUGACGAGUUCGACAUGAGUGUAAGGAAAUCGCGUAAUGAGUAUAAAAAUUGGAUGGCACAUUUUGACGAAAGUGAUCGGAAGGAGAAAAAGCCUAUUAAGUUACUAAGCCAUAGAGGAGUAUCAUCUGAUUCGAGAGAAAGUCAAUUAUCGCAUGAUGAAUUCGUGCUUAAAACUCAGGAUAGCAAUAAACAAUCCAUGGAUGGUGGUGAUAAAAAUCUUGAUCCAAUUUCUACACGUUCAAGCGAUGAGGCCAAGGAAAGUGAUUUGAAGACACCACUCUCGUGCAAGAGUAAAAAACGCGGUAUGAAAUUAAGACGGCGCCGUCGUAAAAUAGUUGAGUCAGAUGAUAGCUCAUGCUAUGACACACAAAGUGAAAUGGAUACAGAUUUCUCAACUGAUGAGGAAGAUUAUACUGAUCUAAGUUCUAACUUCGAUACUGAUUUUAGUGAUAUUGAAGCUGAUCCUGUGGGUUUUGAUAGCUAUGAUAGAUAUGACCGAUAUGAACGUGACAAUUGUGAUGAUGAAUUCAUUCAAAACAGCAUUAAUUCUGAUAUUAAAUCUAAACUGCCCAUCAUGACUCCGACUUGUAAAGACAGCAAUGCAAAUGAUGAUAUGCUCACUUUCUCUGAUAAUGACGAAGUUGUUGUUGAAGAAGAACAUAUUAUAUAUCCAAUUAAUCCUGAAAAAAUACAGCAAGUGCAGCGUACUAAUUCAGCAGAGGUUGAUUCGGAAGAGUUGCUCCAUAGCUUUGAAGUUUUACAGUUAAGUAGCAAUAACGGAGCAUUGAACUUUAAAUGUUCGGACAUUGAGGAGGUUGAAAAUGAUAAUGCUAAUAUACGCAAAAAUAAGGAAAACAGAGAUGUGUCACCUAAAUAUUCAGAAGAACCACCCAAAAAGCUUGUAUAUCGUAAUAAAUAUAUGAAGAUAAAUCCAAACGUAGUUGUCAAUUUCGCAAUAAAUGAACCAACCUUACGGGCCUUAAAAAUUUUGUUCGAUUGGUUGCGUUUGAACCACGAAAUAUUGUUUGGAUGUUAUCACUCUAAUCCAGAGUUCGUACAUAAGAUUAUGAAAUUGCUUAAUUAUUGCAAUAUUGAUAUAUUUACGCGUAAAGUAUACUUUGAGAGAGAAUUCUUGCAGAUUCCUAAUGUACGCACAGCAUUAACUGAUUUAUUUGAUGUACGUGCUAAUAUACCCUUGUCGGAAGAUUUUGUGUUUAAAAAUUUUGACAUUUUCCAAGCAACUCAGAUAACAUUUGAUUGGGAAGUUACUCAACGUGAAAAUAUCACCAAUGAAGAAGAGAGUAUAUUGCGCAUUUUUAAAAUGGUUGAUUUUGGCUUCUUCAUAUGCAAACAAAAGAAGUUUAGCUAUCGUUUCUGUGUUAAAUCUCGUCGUUUCACUGAAACGGCUAAAAAGAAGCGUGAGGAGAAGAAGUCUUCCCGGCGACGUGAAAGACGUACUGCCAAGAAUGCUACUCGCAAACGUACCGAAGGACGUACUCGUCGCUAUUCUGAUCGUAAAAAUGGUAUUAUACGUAAAAGUUAUACUAGCAACGAAGAGAAGGAUACAGUUGAAGAAGGCAAAAAGUUGCCACGUAAAGGUUAUCUACGUAAUCGUAAUUCUGAAAAAUUGGCAAAUGCAAGUGCUUCCGGCGCUACCAAUACAUCAGCGUCAACAACUAAUAGUGCUAUUUGCGAGAAAGUGACAAUGCAGUCCAGCAGUGGAGCUGACGAAGAGCGUUCAGAAACGAUGAAUCGUAAAUGCGAAAUAAUGGGUAAAUUAUGGUUAAAAAAUGAAGUAGCUACACUUGAAGAGGAGUUGCGUUUAAGUAGCGAAUCCAUUGUUACUCCGUUUAUUGUCUUGGACACCAAGGCUUUGACAGAAUUUACUGACGUUGUUAAAAAUUUAUUAAAAACUAAGCAAUUUAUUAUACUUAUUCCCAAUUCAGUAAUUAAUGAUUUGGAUGACUUAAAAAAGCGUAGUGAAAACGCUCGCAAUGUUAUUCGUUGGUUAGAACAUGAGUUUACUGUUGGUAAUCGCUUUUUACGUGCCCAGCGUGACAAUGAAAAUUUGCCCUUACCUCUUCUAAAAUUGCCAAAGAAAAUGGAUCGGGAUACUUUCACCUUCAUACAAAUUGUAAACUUUUGCAAUCAUCUUGUGGCAAACUACACCGAUGGGAAAUGCCCUGAGUUUGGCAUUAAUGUUGUUACAUAUUUAUCUGGCGAUACAAUUCCUGAAAAACAACGUCAUAUAACAAAAUUUUGUUUGGCCGGACUUUUGGAUGCCAUACCUAUACGUUAUGAGCAAAUAUCAAACUAUUAUGCUAAAUUAAAAUUGAAUAAAAAAUGAGAGAACACAAUGUUAAAUGGGUAAAACGCCAACUGGGAGCGUCGUGCUUAAGUUCUUCGUAAACAAAACGUAUAAGAAGUAAGGUUAAAAAUUAUAACAAAAAUUUUAAAAAAAUAUUACAAAUAUUAAAAUCACCGCAAAAAACAACAACAACGACAAAAUACGGUUUAAAUGGGUUAGUUAGAAGAUAACGGAAGCGAGAAUAAUUUCGAAAAUUCAACAUACGUCAGCAACCUUCACAAUAUAUAUACAAUAACUUGUGUAUAUAUAUUGUACUUUAGCAUAAACAAAGGAGAAAUUCUUCAAGAAAAAUUUAUUAAUUUUUUCAUAAAAAUAAUAAUCCUAACCGAAACGUACGUAAACUUUGUAGCAGUAACCGCAGCCACAGCCACAGCCACAGUAGCGACGUUAGAAGCGAUUGCAGUUUUAUUUUUACAACAAAAUUACUAUUAAUUUAUAUUAGUACUUACAUUUGAUAUCACACAUUAAAUUAUACACAUAUAAACGUACAUAUAUUGGUAUGUGUUUUGUAAUAAAAAUUAUUUAUUUAAUACAGAACGUAUUAAACAAAAAACAUGUGCGUACUUACAAUGUGUAUGUAAGAAAUUUUGCUUGUGUGUUGAGCAGUCAAGUUACGUCGUUACAAUACGUCACGUUAGUGUUUAUGCUAAUGUAUUAACAGAAACUGCGUUUACAUUACAAGCUGCCAAGAUUUUCAAAUGUGCAGUUUAAUUUGUCGUUUAUAAGUAGAAUUUUGUUGCUCCUUAUAAAAUAAUAAUUUCUUUUCGGCGAAAGCAAAAAAGUAAAAAAAAAAUCUUAAAAAAAUCACAAAAAUCAAAAAAUCAAAAAAAAAAUGAAAAAAUGAAAAAAAA